CAUCCAAAUGCCAAUAGUUUUACAAAGUCCGUCGUUCAUUGUAAAAUCUGUUGAUUAGGCUGUUAUUAGUAUUAGUAGUCUCAAGAACGACUUCUCGAGCCGCGAUCACACACAGAAUGGCAUUGGCUGUGAGUAUAUAGUGAUUCAUUUAAUAUUAGAAUACAGAAUAUUGAACAAUGGAAUUCUUUAGACUGCGACUGGAUACCUGCUUUAAAAAAGACUAAUUAACGAUAAGUUAAAAAGCUGCACUUAAAUUAUAAUUAAUUACUGAGAUGUCGGACGAUACUUUGAUACAUAUCAAAAGCAGAAUUUUGGAAUUGUUUUCCGAAUUGGACGAAGGCGAAAUGGAUUACAUUGAUAAAUGGAUUUCUAGUCAUUCUUACAAAAAAGAUUUGCAAAAUAAAGUAACACUUGAUAGUGCUGAGAAAUGUUUAAUUAAAAUUGCAAAGACUAUUAAAAAAUUAGUGCCUUUCGAAGCUGAAAUGCCAUCAGAGAAUAUUGUACCACCCACUGUUGGGAACCAGGCCGACUGUACAAAAGAAUCCACCUGCCAUAUUGAUGAGUUUCUUUAUGACCAUAAAGAUCUAGAAGAUCUCACUAAACAAGGGAAAAUUAAAAGACAUUAUUGUUUGGAUUGUAACUCACGUAAUAUUCAGGAAUUAACUUUAAUAUCACAUUCAUUGUCUAGACAGACUUUAUUGUAUAUUUUCAAAUUUCUUCUGCCAAAAGACUUGGAAAACAAACAAAUUCUGGAUUUGGGGUCUAGACUAGGUGCAGUACUUUAUGGGGCUUACUACUUUUCUAAUGUGGGAAACAUUGUGGGAGUUGAAAUAAAUAAAGAAUGUUGUGAUCUGCAAGAAACUAUUAUUGGCCAAUAUGCAAUGGAUACUGACAGGAUAAAAGUUAUCCACACAGACAUUCUAGAUAGAAGUGAUGUAGUACAGAAUUCCGACAUCAUAGUGGUCAACUGUCUAGAUCAUUUUGUGGAUGUAGAUAAACAUAAACAAAUAUGGUAUUUCCUUAAGAAACACAUUAAAAAAGGAAGUUACUUGAUCACAGUCAGAAGUAUGGCUGAUACAUUGAUUGCUCUGGAUAUGUUUGAAGAGCUGUCCAAUUGGCUUAACAUUUGUAAACCAAAUCAAUUGGAAAAUGAAAUAUUUUUUGAUAUUGAAGAUUGUAAUGAAAUAUAUUUAUAUACUGUGAAUUAAAUAAUAAACCAGAUUUUGUACUGUU
Messenger RNA from Galleria mellonella (greater wax moth), 1233 nucleotides. RefSeq lists its product as uncharacterized. The transcript is spliced from 5 exons. Lineage: Eukaryota; Metazoa; Arthropoda; Insecta; Lepidoptera; Pyralidae. The record is from RefSeq and is a predicted model, not a curated record. Gene Ontology annotation, molecular function: methyltransferase activity. Bases 273 to 1208 code for a protein of 311 amino acids.